CAUACGCUCAUAAACACGUGACCUUCCCACUAUUUUCGCUCACACCCACUUUUCCCAAGCACAGCCUCCCAUCCCAUAUAAAACCCUCUCAACUGACCCCUCACCUUUCUCCUCACCUUCUUCUCAUUUCUCUCUCUAAAACACACACUCUCUCUCUAGAAACAUGGACGAAGAGCAACAGAUGCAGGAAAACGAUUCUCUAUCUUUUUGCCCUAGCUUCAAUAGCUACACUUCACAUAGAUUUGCAGAAAUCGCUUCAGAAGUUGGUGAAAAUUUAGGAGAGGGACCUCAUGUGGAAACCUCAAAUGAACCCGCCGACGACGAUGGUUUUGAAUUCGCAAUAGCAAGGAGCGAUCUAGAUGGUACUGGAGAUGAAAUCUUUUACGACGGUCAAAUUCGUCCGAUUUUUCCCAUUUUCGAUCGCAAUCUUCUAACACGUGAAGAUCAAGAUCAUGAUCAGACUGAGUCUGAUGUCCCGGCGAUUCGAAUUCCAUUAAGUAAGUUAUUCGUCGAAGAUCGUGAACCUUCGUCGGUGUCGUCGUCCGAAGCUGACGAAUUGGAAAGUGUACCGCCGGGCACGUACUGCGUUUGGAGGCCAAAGGUAGUGGAAGCAUCGCCGAGCCGAUGCAAGAAGAGCAAUUCGACUGGAUCGGCAUCGAAACGGUGGAGGUUUAGCAAUUUACUCCGGCGAAGCAACAGCGAAGGCAAGGACUCCUUCGUGUUCAUGACUCCGAAGAGUAGAGAACAAAAAGGUGAUAAAUUUGAUACUAAUGUUAAAGAAAGGGGAGAUGCCGUGAAGGUCACCGCGAAAGUGAAGGCGAAGGGAGUCGCCGGCGGAGAGAAGGCGACGCCGUCGUCGUCAGCUCACGAGGAGUUUUAUGUGCGGAACAGAGCGAUGAAGGAAGAUUAUAAGAAAAAAUCUUUCCUUCCGUACAGGAAAGAUCUUGUAGGCUUCUUCGCUAAUGUGAAUGGGUUGAGCAGGAACUUUCCUCCUUUCUAGAGGUCUCUCCCGCUUUUUAAACGCCAUUUUUAUACAGAUAUAGCUUUUCUUUUGGUUUUUUUCCUGGAAAAUGUAUAUAUAAAUUUUAUGUAUGCAAUUUUAAGAGCCGGUUUCAUUUUUAA
Cornus florida is the source of this 1122-nucleotide messenger RNA. RefSeq lists its product as uncharacterized. Bases 164 to 1000 code for a protein of 278 amino acids. NCBI's taxonomy places the organism in Eukaryota, Viridiplantae, Streptophyta, Magnoliopsida, Cornales, Cornaceae. The transcript has a single exon. The record is from RefSeq and is a predicted model, not a curated record.